GAUCUUCUGAUCAUCUCUCCCAAGCACGAAACUCGAACAGAUAGGUUCAGAGGGUGGAAGCUCCUCCUCGAUCACUCUCCCUCCCCAUCUCUCCCUGUCGCUUUAUUCUCUACCUACAGCUUUCAUUUCCUUUCUAUCACGCCAGAACCUUGAUGUCUGUAUUGGAAAUUGUCCGAUAUGAUUCCCCUGCUUUUACAGUUUGCUUAAUCCUAGGAGUUUCGCAAAUUGGUGAAACGGGUUUGUAAGAUAAUGCGACAUAUAAAUUAUAAUCUGAGAUGGGUUUCUUCCAAUGUUAAGCAAACGAAGAGAAUUGUUCGGACGUGGAGAAUCUGAAUGCAAAAGUUGACAUUUUAGGGCCCGGAACAUCCAUUUUGCGGAAAAAUCCGUGGACUGCUGGCAAAGUAAAGGUAUUAGAAGUUUCAUUGUUGAAGAUUGAUACUUGAGGUUUUGAACAAUUAAGUGUCUGGCAGUUAAGUGUGGUAGCUGAAGUUGAUGCUGGGGCUUCAACUUAAAUUGUAUUGAGUGAGAAACCUGUAAUGAUUUUUCUAAGUAGAAGAAAUUGAAAGGUUUUGAGUGGGUGAUCUAUAUUGGUUCCUAUAUGUUACAUUGGGCAAAGUUGAUUUUGAACUUCAAAUUAAAAGGCAUUUGAGAGGUGAAUUUCUGUCCAGUUUGAGAAGAUAGUGAGUGUAAAGUUGGAGAUGGCUGUGGGUAGCAAAACAAGAAAUUUGCUUGAAGGUCUAGUAAGAGAAGGAUCAUUCAAAUGGUUACUUGGCAAACGCAGUUCCUUCGAUGAAGAAUUUGAAGAGAUGGGAAGGUCCCCAUCUGCUCAGAGGAAUUGGAUACCACAGCUUUCUCCUGUUGCAAAUCUGGUUGUUCGUAGAUGUUCAAAAGUCCUUGGUGUUCCUCCAAUUGAGCUUCAAGAAAGCUUCAAUGCAGAGGCUGCUGAAUCAAUAAAGCAUCCAUCAAGGUACGCAAGGAACUUGUUGGAAUACUGCUGUUUCCGGACACUAGCCUUGUCAAUACGAGUUACAAGUCAUCUCGCCGAUAAAAAGUUUCGACGCUUAACGUAUGACAUGAUGCUAGCUUGGGAGGCUCCGGCAGCUGCCAGCCAGCCUUUAAUAAAUGUCGAAGAGGAUGCAUCUGUUGGGGUAGAGGCCUUCUCAAGAAUAGCUUCAGCAGUCCCUAUUAUUGCAAAUGUGGUUAUUAGUGAAAAUUUAUUUGAGGUGCUUACCAAAUCAACUGGUGGUCGGCUUCAGUUUUCCAUCUACGAAAAGUAUUUAAGCGGACUAGAAAGAGUUAUUAGAAAAAUGAAGAACCAAUCAGAGUCGUCUCUUAUUUCUUCUGUUCGAUCAGCAAGAGGAGAAAAGGUUCUUGAAGUGGAUGGAACAGUCACCUCCCAACCAGUUCUUGAGCAUAUAGGGAUGUCUGCAUGGCCUGGUCGGUUAGUUAUGACGGACCAUGCUCUUUACUUUGAAGCUCUCCGUGUUGUGUCUUAUGACAAGGCAAAAACUUAUGAUUUAGCAGAUGAUCUGAAACAAGUUGUUAAACCUGAGAUGACUGGACCAUGGGGUACUCGGCUUUUUGACAAGGCAGUGUCAUAUAAAUCAAUUUCCUUAUCAGAAUCGGUUGUCUUCGAGUUUCCUGAGCUUAAGGGGCAUACUCGCCGUGAUUACUGGCUAGGAAUCAUCCGAGAAAUUUUAUAUGUUCAUAGAUUUAUAAACAAGUACCAGAUCAAGGGAGUUGAACGAGCUGAAGCACUUUCAAAAGCCGUACUCGGGAUUUUGCGAGUACAAGCCAUUCAGGAUAUUAGUUUGGCUAAUCCUCUACGGUGUGAGACUCUUCUCAUGUUCAAUUUUUGUGACCAACUUCCAGGUGGAGACUUGAUAUUGGAAACCCUUGCAAAUAUGACAACCCUCAGGGAGUUGGACCGGACUAACAAUUCGAAGGCUGGAGGUGAAAUGCAUUCAGUCUCUGCCUUAGACAUGGUCUCUAACUUAGGGUUUGUGUUUGGAACAAGUUCAAAUAAUCCUAAUGAGGCUGGACUUGUUGUGGGGGAGAUAACUGUGGGAGAGAUGAGUUCUUUGGAAAGAGCAGUUAAGGAAUCUAAAAUCAAUUAUGAAAAAGUGGUGCUAGCACAAGAAACAGUUGACGGAGUUAAAGUGGAUGGCAUUGACAGUAAUUUAGCAGUUAUGAAGGAGUUACUCUCUCCUAUGAGGGAACUCGGGAAGUGCCUUCUGUCUUUGGCGUUUUGGGAUGAUUAUGUGAAGUCAUUGGUAUUUUGUUUAUUUUUCAGUUACAUCAUUUUCAGGGGAUGGCUGGGUUACACCUUUGCUCUAGUGCUCAUCUUUAUUGCAAUUUUCAUGGUACUCAACCGAUUUUGUGGCCAAGGAAAGCCUGUUGAUCAUGUAAAGGUGAUAGUACCCCCGGCAACGAAAACAAUGGAGCAGCUCUUGGCAGUUCAAAAUGCAAUCUCUCAAACUGAAGGGCUCAUCCAGGACGGUAACAUUCUUCUUCUCAAGAUGCGGGCCUUGUUGCUGUGCAUUUUCCCUCAGGCAAGCCAAAAAUUCGCAGCGGCACUGUUGAUUGCAGCCUUGAUUCUGGCCUUUGUACCUAGUAAGUUCAUCGUUCUUCUAAUUUUUUUGGAGACUUUUACAAGAUAUUCACCUCCAAGGAAAGCAAGCACAGAGAGAUGGAUGAGGAGAUUGAGAGAAUGGUGGUUCAGCAUACCAGCAGCUCCUGUUAUCCUUGAAAGAGAGAGAGAGGAAAAAAAGAGGAAGUGAUGCUGUAAUUAUUACGUGUGAAUUAUGUAAUAACUUGCAAUAGUGUAUAUACGUUUUUGGAAUGGGAUUCUUUUUUCUCAAUGCAUCUAUUGAUUGUAAA
This is a messenger RNA of Juglans regia (Persian walnut), 2880 nucleotides long. RefSeq lists its product as uncharacterized. The transcript has 11 exons. Lineage: Eukaryota; Viridiplantae; Streptophyta; Magnoliopsida; Fagales; Juglandaceae. The record is from RefSeq and is a predicted model, not a curated record. Bases 699 to 2780 code for a protein of 693 amino acids.